AUGGCACCGACUUUCUGCAAGAGCAAUGCCGCGCAUGUUUUCCCGCCUUUCGCAGGGCAGGGGAUCAGUAGUAGGGUGCGGGAUGCGCAUCAACUCGCGUGGCGCCUUGCAAUGCUGUUGAAAAUGCGUAUCCAGUCGCAGGACAUUCGUAAUACCAUUCUAGGAGGAUGGUCACUGGAACGACGAAAGAGCGUGGACGACGCGGCAUUCGUCUCAAUGCUGAAUGGGAACAUGUGCAGCAAAGAACUGUCAAUCUGGUCGCGAGCGUUACUUCGUCUGAUGUCUGUUUUGAAUCUAAUACCGAUCCUGCGAGGCCUGACCGAUAUCACGGUGAAAAAAGAGCGCGAAGGGAUGUCGAGUGUGGAGGGCGGCUUCCUGCUCAGACAAUUUCGUGGUGGAGCAAGGAUGGCUCAGAUUAUGGUCCAGUCUCUAGGACGAGAUUCAUUCUUGUCUGAUUCCUUGUUUAUACCGCAACAAGGUAUAUUGGCACUCCUUAUAAUCAGCACUGACAAGCACGACGAACUUCACGCUAUUGCACAUACCGCCGUCAAGGCGCUGAAGAUCUAUUCUGCCGUUCUUUCGCCAGGCUUGAUUGUACUUUUCAGCCCAUAUUUGGUAAGCAGGAAUGAGAGUGGGAAGGAUGUGUACUGGCCCACAAUCGCCUCAGACAUCAAUGGAAAAAGCAGAUCGGGAUAUGACUAG
This is a messenger RNA of Boeremia exigua, 702 nucleotides long. RefSeq lists its product as uncharacterized. Gene Ontology annotation, molecular function: FAD binding. The transcript is spliced from 2 exons. The coding region runs from base 1 to 702 and encodes 233 amino acids. The record is from RefSeq and is a predicted model, not a curated record. NCBI's taxonomy places the organism in Eukaryota, Fungi, Ascomycota, Dothideomycetes, Pleosporales, Didymellaceae.